AUGGCGCAAACAGAUCAAAAUGGCCCACCGGCGGCGUCUGCAGAUUUGCCACCGGCGAUGGCUGAUGUCAAGUCGAAAAAAGUAGACGACUUGCUGAAAGAGAUGAACCGUAUGCCAAUCUUCAUGACCAGUCUAGAUGAAACAGAUGGCGAGGGAGGCGAGAACAUGGCGCUCGAGGCGUUGAAAGCGAUGGCGUACGAGGGAACCCGUGCGGAGAUCGCUGAGAACUUCCGGCAGCAAGGCAACGAAUGCGCGCGGGCAAAGCAAUGGACAGACGCGAAAGAGUUCUACGACAAAGCAAUAGCGGCGCUCAAAGGUCCACAAACAAACCCUGAUCCAGAUGCGGAAGGUCCAGACGUUAUUCCCGUGGAGCUUGACGAGAAGGAGGAGGCGGAGAAGGAAAGAGCGAUUGCAGAGGCCGUCUAUGUCAACCGAGCAUUAUGCAAUUUGGAGAAGAAUUGCGUAUCCACGCUCAAGAUCAACCCCGCAAACGUCAAAGCCUUCUACAGAUCAGCCACUGCUGGUCUAGCACUCGACAAGCUACAGGAAGCAGCCUGGGCUUGCGACAGAGGCCUGGCCCUAGAUGCCAACAACGCCCCUCUCAAGGCCCUCAAAACCAAGAUCGAUGCUCGGAAGCAGUACAUAGAAUCCGUCGAGAAGGCGCGUCGCGAACGAGAAGAAAAGGCUGCAUCAGAGCGGUUAACACUCAAACUCGCCUUGAGGAGCCGGAAUAUCCUGACGCGGAGCACGGAGAAGCCCCCAGAUUUGGAAGACGCCACUGUCAAGCUGGAGAACAGCCUGGAUCCUUCUUCAACACUCACGGUGCCAGUCAUACUGCUGUAUCCCAUGCACUCGCAGUCUGACUUCAUCAAGGCGUUCUCUGAGAAAGAGAAGCUAGACGAACAUCUCGACUACAUCUUCCCGCUGCCAUGGGACGAGAAGCACGAGUACACCAUCGACAACAUAGAGUCUUACAUGGAAACUGCAGCCGGUGGUCUGAUCAAAGUAGGAAAGAAGAUGAGCCUAGGCAAAGUACUUGGAAGCGGAAAGCCAGAGAUCGUCGACGGCCUGGUAACGAUAAGCGUGAUACCAAAGGACAAGGCAGCUGGUUGGAUAGAAGAGUUCAAGAAGCGGAAAGGAAAGACGGCAUAA
Alternaria ethzedia is the source of this 1152-nucleotide messenger RNA. RefSeq lists its product as uncharacterized. The transcript is spliced from 2 exons. Gene Ontology annotation, biological process: protein folding. NCBI's taxonomy places the organism in Eukaryota, Fungi, Ascomycota, Dothideomycetes, Pleosporales, Pleosporaceae. Gene Ontology annotation, molecular function: Hsp90 protein binding. The record is from RefSeq and is a predicted model, not a curated record. Bases 1 to 1152 code for a protein of 383 amino acids.